Messenger RNA from Neodiprion virginianus, 4209 nucleotides. RefSeq lists its product as uncharacterized. The coding region runs from base 370 to 1521 and encodes 383 amino acids. Lineage: Eukaryota; Metazoa; Arthropoda; Insecta; Hymenoptera; Diprionidae. The transcript is spliced from 2 exons. The record is from RefSeq and is a predicted model, not a curated record.
UAUAUAAAGAAAAUGACAUCUCUCAUUUACUUCAAUUUGAAUCUGCCGCCAUUACCACCAGUGUUAUAGAGGGAGUUGCCUAUCGUCAUCAUACAUUAUAACAUACUCUGUGAUUACUGAUUCUAUGGGCUCUGUGAUAUUGAAAAUUCUAACCUAAUAAGUACGUGAAUUUACGACUACAAUAAUUGUGCAUUUUAUUAAGGAUAUUAUUAAAACUUGAACAAACUACCGUACAUUACCUGGAGUAAAAACUUUUAAUGUUGUUUUCUGUUUUUAUUUCAGAAUCCAACUUGAGUUUUAUUUUAAAAGUGGAGUAGAAGUACAAUUAUUAAGAUUAUUACAAAACAACAUUAAUUAUACUUCAAGAAAAUGGACAAACUAAGGUUUGAUUUUAAAAUGCGAGGGGCGUCAGAUGGAAAAACAACGAUAUUGUGCCUAACCUCAAUCGGCACGCUAGACGGUCGUUCUUUUGCAAUACCAGAUGAAUACCAACCAACGACUUUCCAAAAAGAAUUAAUAACCUCACAGGUGUAUAUCAGAAUAAAAAACACAUUGGUAAAAAGGAAUCAAUUCAGGAAAGUCUGGAUAACCUUAACAGAAAAUUUGAAAAAGGUCUAUUUUGAUGAAGACAAUAACUUAUUAUUUGAAAAUUUUUAUUUAGAGGAAAUUUCAGAAAAAAUAACUGAAACACCUACCACAAGCACCUCAGAAGAUACAAUUAAGAAGUUGCUAGAAAAAGUUCUAGAAUCUAAAGAACAAAUUUCUGAAGUUAAAAACUUAAAUAAAAUCGCUACAGAUUUCAUGAUUGAUAAAUUUGAUGAAAAAACCUCCAACGCUAACCAAUGGAUUAAUUUAUUUGAAAAAGAAUGUGUGCGCUGUACAGUGAUAGAAGAUAGGAGAAAAAUUGAAAUCUUGAAGUUUUUCCUGGAAAAAUGUAGUGCUGACUGGUACACUUCAAUGAUUUUAAAAUACUCAAUAGAAUCAGAAUGGAACAACUGGAAAAAAAUAUUUAUUGAAACGUUCGGGAACAAAGGUUGGUCUCCUAUUAGAUAUGCCUUUAAUUUCAAAUAUCAAUCUGGAUCUUUGCUGGAGUAUGCUCUAAAAAAAGAAAAAUUACUACUUCAAAUUAGAAAAUCCAUGGAUACUGCAACGCUUAUUGACCUUAUUACUAUCGGUUUACCAAACUUUGUAUCAGACAACAUUGACAGAGAAACACUUCAAGAAACUCAAGAUCUGUUCAAUGAAAUAAGUAAAUUGGAACAUCUUGUAAAAAAAUAUAGUUAUGAAAAAAAAGGGAAAACCUUUUCUGAUUCUAAACUGAAAAAAGGUGAAGAAAAAGAGCCAUGUCAAAUAUGUGUAAAGGCAAACAAAGGUAAACGUUUUCAUUCUGAAACAAAUUGCUGGUUUAGAGAAAAAGAAGACAAAAAUAACAAGAUGGGACCAUUAAAAUCUGUGAACAAUUCAGAACUAGAGGUGGAAUUAAAUACAGAGGAUCCAAAAAACUUAAAGUACCACCAUUAAUAAAAAUCAAGCUAGUACUAAAUGACACUUUAGAAACCACCGGUAUUUAUGACUCGGGAUCAAAUGUGUCAUUGAUGAAUGCAAAAUUAUUAAAAAUUAAACAAGAAAACACAGAUAAUUUACAAGGAAUAAGCUUGAAAACUAUUAAUGGUGCAGGAAAAACAAAAGGUAUGAUAACUUUAAAAGUAAAAAUUUACAAUAUUGAGAAAACUAUGAAAGUGUUUAUCGUAGACAGUGACAACUUUAAUUAUGAUUUUUUGAUUGGCUUAGACUGUAUUGAAAACUUUAAGUUGACCCAGACUGAAGAUCUAAGGAUCUUGCAAAACAAAGAUUUCCAAACACAGAAAAAUGAAAUUAACUUAAAUAAAGAGGUUGACAAUAACACAAAUGUCAGUAUUCCUGUGUUAUCAGGUGACAUAGAAGUAAAAACAAACAAUCUUAGGAAACAUGAAGUAAAUUUCAACGAACAUCUAAAUACUGAUGAAUUUAAAAUUAUAGUAAAUCAUUUAGAUGUGUAUAAACAGUCUGAAAUCGACAAAUUAUUGAAGAAAUACAAGUCAGUAUUUGCUAAAGACAAAUAUGAUAUCGGUACUGUUAAAGAAUAUGAAGCUCACAUAGAUCUAAUGGAAGAAAAAUACUGUUAUAAACGUCCUUACAGAUGCACAUUCGAAGAUAGAAAAGAAAUAGAGAAUCAAGUGGUAAAAUUACUGGAAAAGGGGCUUAUUGAAGAAUCAUACAGCCCUUUUGCUGCUCCAGUUACUCUGGCAUUUAAGAAAGAAGAAAAUAAAAAAACCAGAAUGUGUAUAGACUUCAGAGAUAUAAAUAAAAUUAUUACUCCUCAGUCACAGCCAUUUCCACUUAUAGAGGAUUUGAUAGUAAAAAGUGUAAACUGUGAGUACUUUACAACAUUAGAUAUAAAUUCUGCAUUUUGGUCAAUUCCCCUAAGGAUUCAAGAUAGACCUAAAACAGCAUUUGUAACACAAGAGGGCCAUUUUCAGUGGUCCUGUCUCCCUUUUGGAUUAAAAACAGCACCAGCAAUUUUCCAACGAAUAUUGAAUAAUAUAAUAAGAAAAUACAAACUUAAUGAUUUUGUAGCAUCUUUCAUAGAUGAUAUAUUAGUUUUUUCACAAGAUUUUAGUCAGCAUAUACAGCAUCUAUCAAGACUAUUAGAAGCAAUUCACAAUGAGGGAUUUAGACUAAAAUUUUCAAAAUGCUCAUUUGCUAAAAAUUAUGCAAAACACUUGGGUCAUAUUAUUGAAAAGAACUCAGUAAGACCACUGAAAGAUUACCUAAUCGCAGUGAAAAAUUUUCCAGUUCCGGAAACAAGGAAAAAUAUAAGACAAUUUCUUGGGAAAAUCAACUAUCACCAUAAAUUUAUACCAAGCUUGGCACAAAUCUCAAACCCAUUACACAAUCUACUGAGGAAAAAUGUAAGUUUUGUUUGGUCAAAAGAUUGUCAAGAAUCAUUUGAGAAAAUUAAAACAUUACUUUGUUCGGAACCAGUACUAAAAAUUUUUGACCCCAAUAUUCCAAUCAAAAUUUAUACUGAUGCUUGUAUCAAUGAAAUUGGAGCUGUACUGAAGCAAGAAGAUGAAAAUAAGAAUUAUAAACCAGUAGCAUAUUUUUCAAGAAAACUGAAUGAUGCUCAAAAAAAGAAAAAAGCAAUAUAUCUUGAAUGCUUAGCAAUUAAAGAAGCAGUGAAAUAUUGGCAACACUGGUUAUUUGGAAAACAAUUCACUGUAUACACAGACCACAAACCUUUGGAAAACUUAAAUGUAAAAUCUAGAACAGAUGAAGAAUUGGGGGAUUUAACUUAUUACCUAUCACAAUAUGAUUUCAAAAUAAAAUACAAUCCGGGAAUAUCGAAUCAGGAAGCUGACUGCCUAAGCAGAAAUCCAGUUUUAGAAUUUGAUGAUAAUACAGAUGAUAUUCUGAAAGUCAUAAAUCUAGUAAGUCUGGAAGACAUAAAAAAUGACCAAAACCAGAACAUGGAAUUACAGGAAAAGAAAAGAAAAUUUAUAUUAAAAAAUGACAUUUAUUAUAAAAAAUUAAAAAGUAGAAAUAAAAUAGUAUUGUCUGAAAAUCUAAGUAAAAUAUUAAUAAAAGAUAUACAUGAGACUUACUGUCACUUGGGAAGAUCGCAAAUGAUUAACAAGAUAACCCCAUUUUAUUCUGCGAGAAAUAUGAUAAUGAAUAUAAAAAAAGAGUGUGAUAAUUGUUCUAUAUGUAAGAAAAACAAGUCGAGAAAUAAAACAAAAUAUGGGCAUCUAUCACAUCUAGGUCCAGCCACUUACCCAUUUCAAAUCAUGUCCAUUGAUACCAUUGGAGGAUUUGGAGGAUCGCGAUCAACGAAAAAGUAUUUGCAUCUAUUAGUUGAUCACUUUACAAGAUAUGCUUACAUACUAACGUCAAAAAACUAAAACGCCACUGACUUCAUAAAACUAGUUACAAAAAUCACAGAAAGUAAUGAUAUAGACACAAUAUUAUCAGACCAACAUCCUGGCAUUAAUUCUAAACAAUUUAAAAAUUUUCUAGAGGAGAACAAAAUAAAGUUGAUUUUUACUGCAGUAGAUGCCCCAUUUUCGAAUGGCCUCAAUGAAAGACUAAACCAGACUCUGGUAAAUAAAAUAAGAUGCAAAGUAAAUGAGAACAACAAAAAAAAAGCAUGGACAGCCAUCGCUCAAGAAU